AUGCCUAUGUGGAGCUGCCUGGUGACAGGAGCAGGAGGAUUUCUGGGCCAGAGGAUCAUCCGCUUGUUGGCUCAGGAGAAAGAGCUGCAGGAGGUCAGGGCCUUGUUCAGGUCCUUCACUCCAAAACACAGGGAGGAAUUAUCCAAGCUCCAGACAAAAGCCAAGGUGACCGUGCUGAAGGGAGACCUUCUGGAUGCCCAGUGCCUGAGGAGAGCCUGCCAGGGUGUCUCUGUUAUCAUCCACACCGCUGCCUCCCUUGACAUCUUGGGUGCCAUUCCCAGACAGACCGUCCUGGAUAUCAACCUGAAAGGUACUCAGCACCUAUUGGAUGCUUGUGUGGAAGCCAGUGUCCCAGUCUUCAUCUACAGCAGCUCAGUGUCUGUGGCUGGACCAAAUUCCUACAAGGAGAUCAUCCAGAAUGGAUGCGAGGAAGACAAUCAUGAAAGCACAUUGUCUUAUCCGUACCCAUACAGCAAAAAGAUGGCUGAGAAGGCAGUGCUGGCAGCCAAUGGGAGCAGCCUGAAAGAUGGUGGCACUUUGCGUACUUGUGCCUUAAGACUUACAUUCAUCUAUGGAGAAGGGAGCCAACACAUUUCAUAUGCAGUAAAUAGAGCACUCAAGAACAAUGGCAUACUUGACAAUUUUGCCAGAUUCUCAAUGAUCAACCCAGUGUUUGUGAGUAAUGCAGCCUGGGCACACAUUCUGGCAGCCAGGGGCCUACGAGACCCCAAGAAGUCACCAAACAUCCAAGGUCAGUUCUACUACAUCUCAGAUGAAACCCCUCACCAAAGCUUUGUUGAUUUAUUCUACAACCUGAGCAAGGACUGGGGCAUUCACCUGGAUUCCAGUUGGAGCCUUCCUCUACCCAUGCUCUACGGUCUGGCCUUCCUGUUGGAAUCUGUGAGCUUCCUGCUGCGUCCAAUCUACAGUUACCAGCCUCCUUUUAACCGCUGCUUCGUCACACUGUCAAAUAGUGUGUUCACCUUCUCCUACAAGAAAGCUCAGCGAGAUCUGGGCUAUGAGCCACCUGUCAGCUGGGAGGAAGCCAGACGGAAAACUUCUCAAUGGAUUGGGUCACUAGUGGAGCAGCACAAGGGGACACGGAACACAACGUCUCAGUGA
Molecule: messenger RNA, 1122 nt
Organism: Peromyscus eremicus (cactus mouse)
Lineage: Eukaryota; Metazoa; Chordata; Mammalia; Rodentia; Cricetidae
Product: NADPH-dependent 3-keto-steroid reductase HSD3B3-like
Exons: 3
Coding region: 1-1122 (373 amino acids)
Biological process (GO): steroid biosynthetic process
Molecular function (GO): 3-beta-hydroxy-Delta5-steroid dehydrogenase (NAD+) activity
Source: RefSeq, a predicted model, not a curated record